This is a messenger RNA of Sebastes umbrosus (honeycomb rockfish), 1572 nucleotides long. RefSeq names its product transcription elongation factor, mitochondrial (gene tefm). NCBI's taxonomy places the organism in Eukaryota, Metazoa, Chordata, Actinopteri, Perciformes, Sebastidae. The coding region runs from base 180 to 1301 and encodes 373 amino acids. The transcript has 5 exons. Gene Ontology annotation, biological process: transcription elongation by mitochondrial RNA polymerase; mitochondrial transcription. The record is from RefSeq and is a predicted model, not a curated record. Gene Ontology annotation, cellular component: mitochondrial nucleoid. Gene Ontology annotation, molecular function: nucleic acid binding; DNA polymerase processivity factor activity.
CGGUUCGCAAUCCGCCAGACACAGCCGGAACCAAAGAGCAGCGGUGUCGCGGUGCUACGUCGGCUGAUUGAAAACCGUCGGACAACAAGCCAAAAGGUUGAAGUUGCUGAACCUGUCUGAUCUACAGUGUGAUGCUGUUAUAGACAGAAAACAACCAUUAUUUACUUUAAUUAACGACGAUGUGGGUCGCCAGGCGAGUUCUGUCGUCUGUCGCUCAGAGGAGUCAGCAUGCAGGACAGUCUGGAUUAUUCCGUCGCCCUCAGCACGGCUGCCUCCCUGAACUGGAGCCGCGGUAUCUCCAGUGCACAUGUUGCUGGCGGAGCCGGGUUCCCGUGGCAGGCUUCGAGACCCUGAACGCCACCAUCUCCUCCACAUCUGAGCCCUGCAAUGAGGACAACAGAUCCCUGGAUGCCUGCUACACCUCUGAGCAACGAGACGCCAUCCUGCAGCUGCUCAACACCGCCGAGCAGUCAGAGCUGGCCGGUGUCAAGCUCCUCAGAGGCCGCAAGUCUCAAAACCUUGUGGAGUACAGGACUAAAAAUGGACCUUUUAAAACUCUGGAGAGUGUUGUCAAUGUACCGCUGCUGAAGCACAAAAGUGCUGUCACCGUGUUCAACUCCAUCCUCAACCCGGUUAAGAAAGAGAAGAAAGUGAGGAUUCAGUUGGCCAAGUUUAUCAAGCCAGAGGUUGACAGGUCCUGGUUGGAGGAUGCCAGUACCAUUGUGUCACUAGUAUGUGGGACUAAUAAAAUCGCCUGGGCUCAUGUGGACCGUGGGAUGAUGGUGCUGGAUUGGCAACAGCUGGAUUGUCCAAAUUUCUUGAGGGGAACAUACAUGGCUUCUGCUUACUUGACUGAUGUCUCCACAGUUGUGACACUCCUCCCAUCAGCUGACUUUUACAUAAUAGAGAAAUCCUCCAUCUCAGUCCAGAAUACGGCUCUGUUCCCCAUCAUGGCCCACAUGAGGACCGUGGAGGCCAUGCUGUUCUCUCUGCUUGAGCCAAGAAACACACCAGCUGAGGCCAACAUUCCUCCAAGAGUUUUGAACAUGAUGCGACCUGCUGUGGGACGUCACUUUGGACUCAUGGUGGGCGAGUCGCGGACCAGCGGAGCGCCGACAGUGCGACAGCUGAUGACGGAGUCGGUGACACAGACGCUUCCCAGGAUAAACUUCCCCCCGGAGCUGCUGGUGAAGCACAGGAAUUCUUUUCAGAUGGGCAGCAGAAGAGGAGGAGAGGAACUCUGUGACGCUCUGCUUCAGGCUGUGGCUUUUUACGAGCUGCUCAGUGAAUCUUCCAGUUAGCCGACACAUGGACUGAUCUCAUGACCGAACCGUGCACCGCAUCCACCAAAACAAACCUCCUGGGUGGCACUCUGAGCCCUGUCGGACUUUUACCAAACAUUUACCUCUUGAACAGGUUUGGUGGUUGCUGAUGAUAAAUAUUAAGUACUGAAUAUUCUUACUGUUACAUGUUCGGUUUUGACACUUGCACGGUAAAUGCUGACUGCCAUCUUCCUGCCGUCUGAGGUUUUUCACUCCUGUUGGUUUGUAUUAAAAUGUUUUAUGGAUUAUG